Tuber aestivum (summer truffle) is the source of this 3465-nucleotide messenger RNA. Lineage: Eukaryota; Fungi; Ascomycota; Pezizomycetes; Pezizales; Tuberaceae. The record is from the annotation of a GenBank genome assembly.
GCGCUCAAAAGUUCUAGAUCAUUUCCUCCACACCACCGUCUACAGAUAUGCCUAUGGUAUUGGGAUUCCCUCCCCUGGUUUUCAGGGUCAAACAGCUUCACACUCAUGUUUUUACUUUGUUUCCCUCCUUAUUUUCUCUACGCGACAUCAAGGAGACGGUCCUGUAUAUAAAGGGGGCCUGUGUCCCCUUCGCUAAGGAGAAUUAGGGACGAGAAUACCCGUCAAUCGUCCUUCUUACCUCUUCCUCUUCACGCCUACCCUUGAUGCCUUCUUCAUACUGAGUUCGUACUUUUUUCAAGGGUUAUUAGGGUCGCGCUGUGCCUAUCGUUCCACAAUUUCGGGAUCACUCGUCCUCCCCCACAAGAAACGAGGAAAACCCUUACCGACGUCAACCGCGAAAAACCCGGGCCUGACCCUCAAGCACAACUGAUCAGCAGAUCACCAAACCUCUUACUCGGCCUCUCCUUUCCCUCUCUCACUUCGCCCCAGCUAGAAAACCCCACCACCCCAUCAGGCAGAAUUGAAUCCUCCGGACAAACAAACAGAUCUACACCAAGAUCAUUAACCCAACCAUGAGAAUCCUCUUGAUAGACGCCUAUGACUCAUUUUCUCAGAACCUCGCCCAAUUGGUAACUUCUGCCACCGGGGCUACGGUUUACACUAUCCGCAUCGAUGAUUUUGCGGACAUCUCGCUUCUAAAGCCUCACCUGCCCUCUUUCGAUGCUGUGGUUAUAGGGCCCGGCCCGGGCUCGCCGGAGGUUGAGGCGGACAUUGGUGUCGUGAAUGACGUUUGGAAGUUAUCUGGCGAGGACGUCCUCCCCGUAUUUGGCGUUUGCCUGGGGUUACAGAGCCUUGUCUUCUCACACGGAGGGCGGGUGGACAGAUUGGGCACCGUGAAGCACGGCCUACUUAACGAGAUCGCGCACACUGGGGAAGGGCUUUUUGAGGGAGUUGGGAAGAUCAAUGUUGUUAGGUACCAUUCUUUGCAUGGAAUUGUUGAGAUCGGCGGGGAUGUGGAGGAGAUUGCUUGGGCGGACGAUGAGAAUGGUAGGGUCGUUAUGGGUGUCAGACAUGUAUCGAAGCCUUUCUGGGGUGUGCAGUAUCAUCCUGAGUCGGUUUGUUCCGAGGGUGGAAGUGAGAUUGUCGGGAACUUUUGGAAAAUGGCGACGGACUGGAAUACCAGUCGGGGUAGGGUUGCAAAAGCGUUGAGGGCGGAUUGGAAAGGGCAGUCGAGAGAGAAGAGUCUCAUGGAGUUGCAAGCAAACUCUGAGCGCGGAAAGCUGGGCGGUAGCCAGAAGGUGGAGGUUAGGACCGAAGAUAUUUAUGGGAAGGGGAUUUCCGCCAGCAGGAUUUGUGAGAUAGUGGGAGUUGAGGAAGCCGACGAGUUUAUUCUCUUGGAAUCUGCAGCUGUUCCGGGAAGGUUCAGCAUCAUUGGGGUUUUAACCCCCGGCCUGACACAACGGAUUAGUUACUCUUGCGGUGAUAACUUUCUGAAGCUAUCCUAUACCGGGGGUAACUCCUCGGAAACUGAGGUUGAUCUACGGGAUUAUGGAGGCAGCAUAUGGAGAUUCCUGGCAAAAUACAUGGACCAGCGCACGGCCACUGGAGGCAGGGAUGAUUCGCCCUUUUGGGGUGGAUUGGUCGGAUAUUUCAACUACGAGACUGGCGUCAGCAGUCUUGAUAUACCCAUCAAACCGCGCAAAGAGGUCGAAGGAAUGAAGAGGAGGUCGGAUGUCAACCUGGCUUUUGUGGAGAGGAGUAUAGUCCUAGACGGACAAACUGGGAAGAUUUAUGUCCAAACUCUCCUCCCUUCCGCUGCGGAUGGGAAUUGGUUAGAGUCUACCAAGAGACGGCUUCAACAGGAAGCCGACAUGGCGAUUACGCCGGCUGCUACUCCUCCGCCAGAGCCUUCCCCGAAACGUCCCCGCCGAUCUUAUGAGACGUCUCCUCCAAAACUAUCGCCAGUCGUAUACAAGCCAGACGCUGAAAAAUAUAUGCAAAAUGUCAAAACUUGUCAAUCUUAUCUUUCGACCGGCGACUCCUACGAGCUCUGCUUAACCGCCACUACUAAAAUUCAUCUGGAGCCGACAAACCCCUGGGCGCUCUACCGGCACCUAUGCGCUCGUAACCCCGCUCCUUAUGCAUCGUACUUUCGUCUCUCGAAAGCCACUCUCCUCUCUUCGUCCCCUGAGCGUUUCCUCUCUUGGUCCCGCACCGGAGCUUGCCAACUCUGUCCCAUUAAGGGCACCGUGAAAAAGACUCCCACAACAACCUACGACUCGGCCAGCGUUAUAUUAAACACACCCAAGGAGCGUGCGGAGAAUCUGAUGAUCGUGGACCUCAUUCGCCACGACCUCCACCGCCUUGCAACAGAUGUCUCCAUGGAGAAACUAAUGGUCGUUGAGGAAUACGCUUCCGUUUACCAGCUUGUAUCUGUUAUCACUGGAUCUGUGGAUCCCCAAGACGGCAUGACCGGAUUCGACGUACUCGCCCGUAGCCUACCACCAGGAAGCAUGACCGGCGCGCCGAAGAAACGAAGCAUAGAAAUCCUGCAGGAGAUCGAAGAAACAGAGAGAGGGAUUUACAGUGGUGUCUUGGGCUACUGGAGUGUUUGUGGCGCUGGCGACUGGAACGUGAUUAUUCGUUCCGCGUUCAGGUAUGACGACGAGGUUGCCACUGCAGAGGAUGGGAGCCAGAAGGAGGUUUGGAGGAUUGGAGCUGGUGGCGCAGUUACGGCUUUGAGUGGGCCUAAGGCAGAGUGGGAGGAGAUGGACGUUAAGCUUAGUGAGUUGCUCUCUUUAUUGUGUCGUAAAGUUGGUGAUGUGAGGCUAAUUGUUACAGAUUCGACUUUGAGAGCUUUCGUGGGCGAUUUUUGAGAAAUUUCGUCUCGAGGGCUCACGCUGUGGACAUUCUGAAGCAAGUGAGGUGUAAACUGUGGGAUUUGUUUUUUUUUUCAUGGUUUUCAGAGAUUUUUCUUCCCUUUUCUCCGGUAUUUCACUAGCUUCACUUACCUGGAUGUCUUUACUGUUACAUAUACCCCUUGGAUUCCUGCUUUUUGUUUUCUUCUGUUUUGUUCUCACUCGUUGGCGCGCCGUUCGACUGGCCGAUCGUUCAUGGCGGGGCGGGCAGGUUCCUUUUUUUUUCCGGACUUUUUGCGUUGCUGUGGAGUCUUUGAAUUUCUGGGCCUGGUGGCUGCUUUCAGGCUUGCUGCUUUCGCUGAGAGAUAUAAUGGCCCAUGUUUUGUUGUUUUUCGCCGAAGUUGUGCCUCUUUCAUAAAGUGGCUUGUUGAGCGAUUACAUAUACUGGCACCAUAAAAGCUUUUGCGAUCUGCUAUCCCUCUCAGGUCGUUAGCCCCAGGAUUCAGAGACAAAAGUUCUUGAGUAGGAGGAUCAGUGCCUACCUGACACGGUGUAGUCUGAGUAAAUUGGACGUGUUAGAUCUCAAUAAUAGUAUUUGCACUUCCAU